CACUUUUCGUGAGCCAGACUAUAAGCCUUGUAAGCAGUAGUUCAAUUUUUAGUACACAUAUUGAGUAGCCCUACUGAUUAUGGACACCAAUCACGCCGCAGUCGAGUCUUUAAUUUCGAGAAACGCAGUAUGUCUAUCUAGAAACCGGUUACUACCACAGCGACUCUAUUAUUAUAGGCAAGGCCUAGUAUACGGUCUAUGAUUACAACUCUGAUAUUUUAUUAUGUAGGUAGUGAUAAGACUGAUAACAGUGCUUUACGCAUGUACAAAGGUAAGAUACCCUCUUGAUAUGUUGGCAACACGUUUUAUUGCUUAAAGCUCUGUUCACUGUACAUUUGUACAUGAUCUAAGAUAUUCUACUUAUAUAAUAACGAUAUAAUUUAUAUCUUUAAUCUAAUUUUGUUUUACUCGUAAAUUUAUUUAUUUAUAUUUGCUAUUAUUAUAUACCUAUAUGACAUUAUAAUUAAAAUCAUAAUUUUUAUACUCUAUAGUAUUAUGUUCCAUUUUUUUAAAAUUACAAAAUAAUAACAUUCAAAACUGUAGCAUUCGUGGGUAUUGGUAACACUGUACUCAAAAUUUUUUAACAUUCGUGUAGGUAAUUUAUUUGAUGAUUAUUAUUUUCCAUCAUAGGUGUUCAAAAAUUUUAGUUUACGUUUACAACAGUUAAGGAGUAUAAAAUAUAAAACAUUUUAUCAGAAAUCUCAAUAAUUGUUUAUGUGUAUCGAUAUACAUCUGUCAUCUAAUAAUUUAUUUUAAUUUGAAACAAAAAAAUAUUAUUGGUUCAAUAUUUCAUCAACUAUGUCAGCGCACGACCAAAUGAGAGCCAUGUUAGAUCAGCUUAUGGGCACUGGCAGAAAUGGUACCUAAUAAAAGUGAACAACUUUCUACAAGGACAUUAUUAUAUUAGUUCAAUGUACUAUUUGCAGGAGAAACAAGUAGAUACCAAGUGCAGUUCAACGAUACAAAAGUCUGUAAGAGUUUCUUAUUGUAUUGCUGUCCGCAUGAUAUAUUAGCAUCUACCGUAAGUAUAACCAUGCUUAUUUUAUCUAUACUUAAAUGAAUCAUUUUAUAUACUUGAAUAUUUGGUCGUUAAUAGGGUUCUUUUUUGUUUAGUUUAAAUGAAAAAUAACGUAAUUUUAAUUAAAUAUAUUAUUUCUUUUUUCUUAUAAAUAAAUUGUUUAAAUCAUAAAUAAAAUAUCUGUAUGUACCUAGGCAUCUAAUUAAUUGAAUAUUAGGAAUAUUUGACAUUCAGUUCAUAGUAUGCUACCCAAAAAUGUUUUAUUUUAUCAAUACUCUACUUCAAAUUCCUUAAUUAGGAGUCUACCUCUUAAUUUUAAUUUUUUAAACCACAUCUCCAUUCCGUGUUAGCACCGACAAAUACAUCAUAAACACUAGUCCAGUGGUUCUUGAAGUGAGUGGUACCGCCCCCCCUAGAAGGCAUUUUAGUCCCUCAAUUGAGCGGUAGGUAUUAAUGGAGCGUUGAGCUUUUAAAUGCAGAAUGAUAAAGCACCAGCGUCCUGUGAUAUUAUUGCAUGUGAAAUCAGAAUAGUUGUGUACAGGUCCGAUUUAGGGUUUAGGGUUGUGGAGCCCAGGACCAAGAUUUCUAUAGUUUAACAUACAAUUCUUGGUAUAAAGAAAAUGAAGACCAAUAAGAAAGAAAAAAGGCUAGUAAGACAAUUACAAACUUAUAGGCUAUAAACAAUUGGGAGGAGGGGACGUUAUUAGCCAGUUGUUCUUGGUGAAGAAGUGCUGAAAUGAAAAAGGUUAAUAACCACUGCACUAGUCCCUUACAUGUUUAUCAUAGUUUUAAUUUUGAUUUAAAUUUGGAUGUUAUUUAAUAACUUCAAGGACUAUAUUCCUUUAGCAAUUUACUAAAUCAAACUAUUCAGUACAUGUACAUGUAUGUAAUUUGUAUCCUAGUCUGUCCAUAUAGUCUGACCAAUAGUUGGUAGCAUACUAAGUGAAUGGUCAAUAUUUAAUUUUAUAAAUAUUACCUAUACUCAUAUAAAAUUAUAAAUUACAAAAUAAUUGUUUAUGCAAUACAAUUUAUAAUUUAAUUUAAAUUCUGUUAUUAACAGUUUACACUUAAUCUCUUACCAAACAAAGCACAAUUGAUAACCAUAGGUUAAAAAAAAAAAAAAAAUUAAUGGAAAAACUGAUGAACUAUAAACUUUUAAACAGAACAAAUUAAAUAGUGCCUACAAAUGAUUGAAUUAAAAUUAUUUUUGAUCAAAUAAUUUAUUUAUAAUUUUUCACACAACAUAUCACAAGAAAUUUAAAAAAAAUUAUAAUUUUAUAGAAAUGUUUCUUGCCUAGGGUGGAGUAGCCACCAAUGGCUACCUUAAGAUUUUGUUUUUAUUAAUGUUUGAUUUAAUUUAAUUAACAAUUUAAAACUAAUCCAUAAAUACAUUUUAAGUUAACCAAUACUUAGUUUAAAUUUUAAAAUUGCUUUCUCUCGUUGUAUGGUCAUCUGUGUUUUCAACUAUUUUUCUUAUAAUUAAUACUACCCAGUAAAUUAAUAUAGUAAUGUAAUGUAGUUACAACCAAAUUCAAUUUGAGUGGCCAUAGAUGGCAACUUCACCCUACCUACUCAUUUUAACAUUUUAAUUGGCAUUACAGUUAAAACAAAUUUGAUUACUCCUAAUGUGUUUCUUAAUUUUCAAAGCAAAAUACUCUUAUUUACAAUUUUGUAUUUAUUUAUAUAUUUUUUAUUAUAACUGCUAUUUUUUUUGAAUAUACCAUACAUUAUAUUACAGUUGAAUCCGCUUAAUGUGGGUUCACGUUGGGACCAGUUACAUUUGCAACAAUAAGCGGUUGUUCAUAACCGAAAUGAAUUUCGUUAUACAUUAGAAUCGAGACCAGAGCAUUAUGCCCAUACUAGGCGGCUGUCCUCAUAAACCGGUAGCCACAUUUAGCGGAAUCCACUGUUUAUAACAAACAUACAUAGGUAUAGAUUACCAGCUUCUGAGGAGGUUACGCUUCUUAGAUUUAAUAAUAAUGCAGUACUUAUAUUAUCAAUUCUUUCUCAAUCAUUACUUAUGUACAAAUAAUCUUUUUAUAUGGACAAAGACAUAGUUUGUCAUCAUUAAUCAAUCAUGUUACACUUACGUACAUUGUAAAUAAUAUAAGAAUAAUAUUCUAGUAACAAUGUUAAAAGAGAGAAAACAAAAUACAUUAUCUGAUUUGUUUAUAAAUUAAUUUUUUUACUGUCUGUCUUUUAAAUGUAAACGUAAAAUUCUGGUUUUAAAUAAAUGUCUAAAAAGCUUUACUUAUAGUUUAAAAAUAAUUGAUGCAGUUUUUAAAAGGGUUAAGGGAUCCUAUAAAAUAACCUUGGAAAUCAAAUCUAUGUAUGUAUAAAUGUAUAUUAUAUUCAUAAAAUACAAUAUUAUUUCUUAAAAAUUGAUGUGAGUAAAUUUCUCCCCUCCCCCAAGUACGUUUUAAAAAAAAAAUACUAUCCAUUUUGUUAUUAUAUUUUAUUUAUUAUUACUUCAUUGUUUUAUACAUUAUACAUUACAAAUUACUAAGUAUUAAUUUGUAUAAUUUAAAAUUGAUCUAAUGAUAAGUUUUAUUCUGAUUUAAUUUUGCCUAGGGUUUUUAUUUAUAAGUGGUAUAUUUUGGGCCAGUAUUACAAUCAUUGAUUAUAACUCCAGUUAUGUAAUGAUCCAGACAUCCAGAUGACUGAGGCUUACACAUUUACGGUUUAUUAUUAUAAAAUGAGUAUUACAAUAUUGGGUCUGUGUCAGUUUAGUAGCCCCACUGUAUUUAUAGUAAUAUUAUUAUUCUUUGAUAAUAAUUUAAUUACAUUUUUUAAUAGGCAAUGUGUGGAAUAAAUUCUCUAAUACAAUACAGGAAUAUAUGGAUGUUAACAGAAAUAUUUUUGCCUGUUUCAUUAUGUACAGCAAUAACAAGUUGAUUCACAUCCUAAAUUCUAAGUAUAUUGACUUCUUAGACAUAAAAAUUAUUUCAAACCCAUACUGGAAUUAAAUGGCUAAAAUCAAAAUUGAUAAUGAACUUUCAGCAAAAAUAAAAAUUAUGCAAGGUGUCAGGCAAUGAUGUAUACUGUUCCCAUUACUAUUAAUUUAAUGAAAAUAAAAAGUUGUUACAUCAAUAUUUUCAGAAAAUUAAACUCUAUAAAGUAGCUAUCUACAAAUUUUUCAAAAAAUAAUAAAAUAAAAAGUUUUUUUUUUAUGGUUUUUAUCAUAACAUAAAAAAAAUAAUUACAAUAUAAAUAUUUGUAAUCCUUAUCAUUAUGAUUAAUACAAAAAUAAAAACAAUUUGAUUAUCUUUAUUAUGUCCAGAGAUAUUACAAUAGGUAUAUUUUCAUGGGACACACUGUAUAUAAUAUUGAAUCAAAAGAGCAAAAUAUGAUUAUUGUGAUGUGACUCUGGCAUCAAAUAUAAGUUGUACUGUAUGUUUUUAUCUGUAACAUAUUUUUUGAAAAUUAAUCUUCUCUGCAUACUUGAAAAUGGUCGGGUUGUUCAUAAAUAAAUCUUGUGCUCCUAUAGAAAACCACAAAUAACGCAAAUUGCAUAAAAUCCCUUUUUGCUUCAUGCUCAUAGAAGGUAGGUAAUUUAAUAAAUAACGAAUGUCUAUACUUUUAGCAAUACUUUCAUAGCUACAUAGAUAAUAUAUGAAUCACAAUUUCAAAUGUAUUGGGUUUAAUUUUGAUAUGUAAGCAAAGUACUAAAAAUCACCAAAAAAAAAAAAAAAAUCAACAACCCAAUCAGAUACUUUAAACACCCAGUCACAUUUAGUUAACCAGCUAAUAUUGACUGGUAAGCAUAAUCAGCACUAGGCAUGUGCCGAUAUAUAUCAAUUAAUCGAUAUAAUUAAGAAAUAAUAUAUGUAUCAAUAUAUCUUCAAAAUACCAUGAGUGUAUGAUUUGCUUCUUCAUAAUGUAUAUCGAUUAAUCUCAAUAAUCAAUUAUAUUUUAACAUGAUCAACUAUUGAAUCUAACAAAUAACUAUUGCACAGUUCUAACCAGCACAUAAGGGUUAUAAUAGACAUAGAAGUUGUAAUACUGGUUUUUCCUUUUUAUGAACCGUUAAAUACCAAUCGGUGCAUAACCUAUGAUUGUGGUACCAGCCUUUAUAGUUUGUAAUAAAUAUCAUGUUAAUUUAAUUACUUAUUUAUACAAGUUUUGACUAAUCAAAUAAAUUAAGUAAAAAUUAAAACCAUUGUUUUUUUUUUAAAUUAUACCUAUUAAUAUUGUAUUAUGUACUUUAUAAUAUAUAGAUAUCCGUAAAAUUUAAAUAAAAUAAUUUAAAUAUUUAGAUAUUCAGUAAUAAAUAAUGAUAAAAAUAUGUUUUUUCAAAUAUUUGAAUUAAAUUGUAUUAGGUAAUGUGAGAGAUGAUUAUAAUAUGAUAAAUGUGCUUGAUUUUAAACAAAUUUGUUACACUCCUGACAAUUUUGACGGUUUUUUCAUAAGUAUUAUUAUUAUUAAUCAGUUUAAACCUUUCUGUAACGACCAAUUUUAUCUAAAUACGAGUUAUAAAUAAUAACCAACAUGUAUGUAGUAUUAUCAAAGUCGGAAAAAUCGUCUUUUAUUGUGAGUAUUUAUAUAUAUUAUUAGUUCAUUUAUAUUAUAUUCAUUAUCAUAUAAUUAUUAUAUUUUUGUAGUAUUAUUAGUAUUAGUAUUUAUGUAUUAGUUAAAUUUACAUAUUUUUAUAUACAUACUAAUUUUUAUAAAAAUCAAAUUUGUCAUAAUUAACACAAUACUUCAAGAAAACCGUGAGUAAACAAUUCAUAGGUCUUUUUUAUUAUGUAAACGUCGUCAAUAUUCGGAAAAAAUUAAACAAAUGAAAUUGUAAACUACUAAUGUAGCUAUCUUAAUAAUAAAAAGAAUACUUUAAUUUUAUAAUUUUAAUUAACAUUAAUUGUAUGUAUAAUUUCUCAAAUUAAAAAUAACGAGAAUCUAUCAAAAAAAAAAUUACAUUUAUUAAACCUUAGAUUAUAUUUUAAGUUUUUAUUUGGUUCAUUCCAUAAAUAAUAACAUUUUAAAAUGAAUUAACUGACAAUAAAAUAAGAAUUAUAUUGCUUUAUGUUUAAAGACUUUUAUUAUGUUUAUAUUAGUUAUCUAUAUUUAUAACCUUAAAUUUUUAGUAUAUAAUUCUAAAAUGUAAUAAUUACUGUGAAGCAGAUACUCAAUAAACACGUUUCUAUAAUUUUAAAAGGGGUAUAUCAAAUUUGUUUAUUCCAUUUAUUAUCUAAUUGUAAAUUCAAAUUUGAUUUUUAAUAUCUGCUUCUGUGUAAUAAAAAUUAUAUAAAUUUAUAUUGAAACAUUUAUACUGUAUGGAUAGAUUUUUGUUAGUAAAAUAUUUAAAUUUCAAUUAGACAUACCUUAUAACAUAUACAGUUAAUUUGCUUAAGGGAAAAAAAAAAGAAAAAAUUAUUGAAUUUGAUUAUGAUUCUUCUUUUGCGUUUUUUUUUAUUAUUAUUUAUUUUUAUUUUUUUUAAAAAAAAAAGUUAGAUUUAGGGAAAAUUUUCUUUAACUUCUUUAUUGUUCAUUAUUCUUAAAAAGAACUAAACUACGAAGCAUACAAAGAUAUCUACAAACCUUUUGUGAGUAGUGAAUAAUUAUUUCUAAGUUACCAAUAUUGGUAUCAUACCUACCAAAAUAAUUCUGAAAAAAUAGCUUCAGCGAAGACAGUACGUACAUCAACUCAGUUAAUUUACGUCUAUUUGAAUGCGAUGUUUUACUCUUAAUCCUGAUUAUUGUCACCCUCUCUAGGAAUAGUCAAAAACGAAUUGUGUUUUGAUUCGUUUCAAGACAAUGAUACAAAGAUGGGGAAGAUGUUCGCCAUCAAUGCGUCAAUGUGGGUGAGCAAAUUGUAAAUGGUCGUCUGUCUGUAAGUCAAACAAUUUUGAGACAACGACAGAACUAUCUGUUACAAUACAUUAAUUAUAUUUUCAUGCUUAAUGUUAUGUUAUAUUAUUUAUAUUUAUUUAACAUAAUUCAUUCAGGCCAUUUACCUUCUUAGAGUGAGCAAGUGUAAGUUUUGAGGUUGUUAAGUACUCGCUACGUAAGUCAUCAAUUAAUAUAACAUUUUCCCUGUAUUAUGUGUAUACAUUCAUUUUUCCAGGUUAACCUGAUGUUGUUCCAUGUAAAUCCUGAAUUCCUCAAUUUGUUUGAAAUACUUUAUAAACUUAAGUUAUUUAUUAUUUCAGCGCAUGGACAUUGGUGAGUGUCCAAAAAUACACGAUAAUGCACUAAGAGCAGAUUUUGAAAAAGCCCAACAAAAGUUUGACCACUAUUAUGAUGUUGACGUAAGUUUUAUACAAUUUUGCAUUUUAGAUUCUGAGCAAGAAUGUAUUGGUUUUAUAAUAUAUUUUUUUUUUUUCAAGUAUAUCACUUUUUCUAAAAAAAAAUCUGACUGGGGAGGUAUGUUUUUGAUUUUCCCUGGGAUUUUCAUAAUAAAUUGAAAAACUGAGUGUAUUAUUUUAAAAUCUUAAUUACUACGACCUUUCAAAACAUGUGUAACCAAACUUUGCUUAAAAUCGUUUUUCAUUUGUAAAGAUUGAUCAUUGUUUACAGGUAUAUAUUAAAUUCUCCUUUAUAUCCUAUCUUCCCAACUUCUCACCUACAACAGUGGCUCAUCCGUCCUACAAAGUAUAUUUUUUUAAUUGAAUCGUGAUACUGAUAAUAAUUGUUUGUAAUAUUUUUUAUUUCUAAAAGCCCUUCCUUUUUUAUAUGCAUAUAUUAUUAUAAUAUAAUGUAUUCACUUAUAUAUACUUUGUUUCAAUAGGCUACUGAACAUUUACAAGCAUUUAUUAGUGACUGUGACCGGAGGACAGAAUCAGCCCGUAAAAGAUUACUUGAAACUCAGGAAGAACUUACUGCUGAAGUAGCUGAAAAAGCAAAUGCUGUUCAUGAAUUAGCUGAAAAAAUAGGACAAACAUUGGCUAAAGCUGAAGAACUAGGUGCCCAGGGUUUGGUGGAUGACAGUCUUAAAUUAAUGGGAGAAGUAUGUUUAUAUUACUUUUAUUAAUUAUUAAUAAUAAAUGUUUUAAAAUAAAUUAAUAAAAAUUAAGAUCGAAGAACUACGUAAGAAGAAAUCCGAAGCGGAAGAUACUUACAGGAAUUCAAUGCCCGUAAGCAGUUAUCAACAGCAAAAAUUAAGAGUGUGUGAUGUAUGUUCAGCUUAUUUAGGUAUUCAUGAUAAUGAUAGAAGAUUAGCUGAUCACUUUGGUGGAAAAUUGCAUCUAGGAUUUAUUAAAAUAAGAGAAAAACUAACUGAACUCGAAGUAAGAUUAAUCAUUUUUACUAACACAAACAUAGUAUCUAAAAAAAGUGUGUAUUAUACAGAAAAACUAUGAAGAAAGACACGAAGCUCGUCGUAAAUUUGAUGAACAAGAACGUUUUAAAAAGGAAGAUAAAAGAAGUCAUAGAUCAAGAAGUACAGAUCGAAGUGAUCGUCACCGACGAUCUAGGUUAAUAUUUUUAAUUUAUUUUGCUCAUAACAUAAAUAUGACGGUUUUUACAUAUAUGUUAACAGAUCACGCAGUCGUCAUAGUAGACAUCGUUCACGUAGUCGUAGUCGAAGUCAUAAACGGGAUAGAAGAGAUAGAGAUAGACGUCGCUACUGAUAAUAAAUUGUAUUACUAUUUCACUGACAUAAUAAUUUUUUUUAAACAUAUUUUUUGUGUUUUAAAAAGUAAAAUUAUAAACUUGUAAUAUUAUAUUCCAAGGUAGUAAAACAAAUGUAAAACUGUUCAAAAAUAUAAUGUGUAUAUGUAAUAAAUUUUCACACUGUGAUUUUAUUUUGUCUCCAUAAAUGCGGAAAUCAAUUAUUAUUUACUAUGACAAUUAAAAAUGUUAUUAUUUAAUAAAGGGAAUUAAUUAAUAUUAAUCAUUUAUUUUGUAAUCUAUUAUAUAAAACUUAAAAACUUAUCAAUGUAUAUUAAAUAUAAGAAUAUAAUUAUAUACGAUGCAAGUAAAAAAAAAAUACAAUAAAAAUUUUAUUUUCAUUUUACAAAAAUAUGCAAUAUUUAAUUUUCAAGUGGUGUUAAUUAAAAUAACAAAAACUAAAAUACAUUGUUCGAUAAAAAUCUCAUGGUCCCUAACAACAAUUAAUUAAAAAUAAUAUUUUUCCAAAUAACUUCCAAUUAGAGACCUGAGUAGUUAAGAGUUUGAUCGAAUUAUAACUUUGGCACCAUAAAAUAAGUAGUCUAAAUAAAAUAUUAUUUAUAUAUACAUAUAUAUGAAUACAUACAUAUGUGUGUGUGUGUGUGUGUGUGAGUAUGAAUAAAUAUUAAGUAAUCAUUCAAUAUUAAUGAAUAUUACAAUAAUAAUAAUAAUAGUAGUAAUACAAAUGAAUAAAUUGAUUUGGCAUAUUAAAAUUAAAAUUAUUCAUAUUAUAUAUGUAUAUAUAAAUAUAUAAAAAAAAAAUUAUUGAAAUAAACAUAUUAAAUGUAUACCAUAUUUUGUAAGCAAUUUAAAUUUAGUUGUUAUAAAUGUAUAACUGAUAAUGAAAUUCCCUGUAAAUCAGUUGUCCUUCCAGUCUUUUUUUAUCUCAAAUACCCAUUCCCAUUUUAAAUGUUCAUUUUUAUCAUCAUCAGUAAAUAAAGAAUGAACUGUGUAUGAACCGCGUGCCAUCAAACCACUAGGAGCGUCUUCAGCUGGUGUUGUAUAACUCUGUAUUUCCAUUUUUGGUGGGUAUGAUCCCACCAUAUGGGUCAUUUUAUCCACUAAAACAAACAACAAAAUAAUAUGAUUUAAAACAAAGGAAUGAUUUUUAAAUUAUUACUUAUUUACCUUGAAC
This is a messenger RNA of Cinara cedri, 9761 nucleotides long. The record is from the annotation of a GenBank genome assembly. NCBI's taxonomy places the organism in Eukaryota, Metazoa, Arthropoda, Insecta, Hemiptera, Aphididae.